Messenger RNA from Penicillium manginii, 2037 nucleotides. Its product is annotated as putative GARP complex subunit (Sac2). Gene Ontology annotation, cellular component: GARP complex. Gene Ontology annotation, molecular function: syntaxin binding. The transcript has 2 exons. The record is from RefSeq and is a predicted model, not a curated record. NCBI's taxonomy places the organism in Eukaryota, Fungi, Ascomycota, Eurotiomycetes, Eurotiales, Aspergillaceae. The coding region runs from base 1 to 2037 and encodes 678 amino acids. Gene Ontology annotation, biological process: retrograde transport, endosome to Golgi; endocytic recycling; Golgi to vacuole transport.
AUGUGGCGUGACCGUAUCUCAGGCCAGGCCACCCCUCCCCCGAAUCGAAAUCCCUCUCUACCGCGACGAUCCUCCUCUCAACUCUCCCGUCCUGCUCCAGGUGGUCCCUAUAACAACCGUCCUGGUGGCGGCGCGAGAACCUCCUCAACCUCUUUACUCCUGAGUCCGAAUGAUUCGACGGCUUCCCUCCCUGGAACUACACGUGCGCCAAAUGGUUUAGGAUUGAGACAGGCCAGUGGUGGCCAGCGAACACGCCCGGCCGUCGUUCCCGAUCCAUUAGAGGUCUUGAAUGGAAUCAUCGGGAAAGAACAACCACAAAAAGACCUUCCACAAUUAUCGGACGAGCGAUACACGAGACCAGAUGAGCUGGUAGAGACGAUUAACUUUAAUGGAAUGAGCCUAGAGCAAUUCGUCAACAAAUCAGACCCGCCUCCAAUCAGAAGGAGUCCGAGUAGCGAUGUCAACGCGCAAACGAUCCAGCAGUUCGAACAGGAGCGCGAUAAAUUCGAAGAGCUGCAUACUUCAAUCACUGGCUGCGACGAUGUAUCCAGAUCGGUAGAGAUGUAUCUCAAUGAUUUCUCAAAUGAGCUGGGAGCCGUAUCAGCGGAGAUUGAAACACUGCAGACCCGCUCUACGCAAUUGAAUGCCAUGCUGGAAAACAGGCGCAAUGUGGAACGUCUCCUAGGACCCGCUGUGGAAGAAAUUAGCAUCUCUCCCAAAGCAGUGCGCACUAUCGCCGAUGGUCCCAUGGAUGAAAACUGGGUGCGCGCCCUGAAUGAGAUCGAUGCGCGAACAGCGGGUAUUGAAGCCAAGGCGUCAUCUUCUAGUGGUUUCAAAGCUAUUGAAGAUGUCAGACCGCUACUGGUCAAUCUGAAAGAUAGGGCCAUUGAGCGAAUUCGGGAUUACUUGGUAUCCCAGAUCCGGGCUAUUAGAUCACCGAACAUCAAUGUGCAAAUUAUCCAACAGCAGCGAUUGGUGAAGUUCAAGGACCUGUUUAGCUAUCUCUUCAAGUGCCACCCCAAACUUGCCGGAGAGAUUUCUCAAGCCUAUAUUAAUACAAUGCGCUGGUAUUAUACUUCCAAUUUCACUCGCUACCUUCAAGCUCUUGAUAAGGUCAAGGUAUAUCCAAGCGAUCGAAAUGAAGUUCUGGGAGGAGACUCUCAUGGAAGCCGAGGGAGCAGUAUUAUCCAGAGCGGCCGAGCUGGCCCUGCCGCACACGACCCUUUCUCACUGGGGCGCCGGAUUGAUGUUCUUCGAAAUGGAAACCAGCAGGCACUGUCAUCCUAUCUCGCUGAAGAAGAUCAUUCCUAUCAUGGCAUCGAAACACCAUUCCGAAAUUUCAAUGUCGCUUUAGUGGAUAACAUAUCCGCGGAAUAUUCAUUCCUCACUGAAUUUUUCCCACCUAUGACCUUCCAUCAGAUCUCGCGCAUGGCGACAGACAUUUUUGAGCCAUCUUUCACAAUUGGCUCCAACUUGAUCAAAAAGCUGAUCGAAAAUACAACGGACUCUCUAGGAGUACUAAUGUGCGUGCGACUGAAUCAACAUUCGGCUUUCGAGCUGCAACGCCGCAAAGUACCUGUUGCGGAUUCCUACGUUAAUGGAAUUAAUAUGCAACUGUGGCCCCGCUUCCAAGUCAUCAUGGAUCUUCAUGGAGAGUCGCUGAAGCGAGUUGGAUCAAACACAGCGCGCAGCGCGGUCUCUGCUCUUUCGAUUGCUGGCGGUGAUGAUCUGAAGAACUCUUCUGCACCACACUUCCUGACGCAGAGAUUCGGACAGUUGAUGCAUGGAAUUCUGGUCCUCAGUAGUGAUGCAGGUGAUGACGAGCCUGUAUCCAAUAGUUUGGCUCGAUUAAGAACCGAAUUCGACACUCUUCUAACGAAGCUGAGUCGCAACGGCACGGAUGCAAAGCGCAGGGAACGUUUCCUCUUCAACAAUUAUUCGUUGAUCCUGACAAUUAUUAGUGAUACCCAAGGAAAAUUAGCAGUGGAGCAGCGACAGCAUUUGGACGAGAUGUUGAAGAAUUGUAGCAAGCGUUAA